ACCGCAGCAUCCACUAUAAAACACACCUUUACGCCAGACCCGACCAGGCAAGGCUCACGGCACUCAAAAGGCUCCCCCUUCACAGUCGUUUGCAGCCUGAUGAAAAUGAGGAAGGUGGUCUGGAUGAGCCAGGAGAGGGAGCCGUGGGAGGAGAAGGAGGAGAAGAAGGAGCACACGAGAGCUGAGAAGAAGCUCCUGGCCUUCUGGAUGUCCUUGACCCAUAGGACAUGGACCCUUUUUAGGCCCCGUGAGAGACCUGGUUUCCAACGCUCGGCGUCGGCAGCCCGACUCCUCAAAAGUGAGGCAUGAGAGGUGUGUGUCUGUGUGUGUGUGUGUGUGUGUGUGUGUGAGUGUCUGUCAGUUGCAGAGUGUUAGAAGAGGCCUCACAGACCUGCUGUCAACUGUCAAGCUUUAUGUGUGUGUGUGUCGUUUCAAGUGGAUAAAAGCUGCUAGUUCCAUUCCUCCAUCAUUACAAAAGUGGCAAGUCAAGGCGGAGCUCAAUCGCGGACAAGCGACGAGAUCCUUCCCUCGUGUGGACAUGGAUAUUUGACUGGCAACCUUUCAUGGAACAAUGGGUUAACUGGGACCAGUCAUGGUGGUGACCCAUCUGGCGCUGGAGCUGUGUUUCCAGGGGAAGAAACUCAGAGGCUUCAAGUGCAAACUGACGCGCUCGGCUCAAGGAUUCCUGCCCGAGAGUUCUUGGAUCAUCGCCGCCCAGGUGCUGCUGCCGUAUCUGGUGUCCGGUCUGGGCAUGGUGGCGGCCGGGAUAGUCAUGGAUGUGGUGCAACACUGGGGGGUGUUUCAAGAGAUCUCCGAGGUUUUUAUCUUGGUUCCUGCCCUGGUGGGGCUGAAGGGGAAUCUGGAGAUGACGCUGGCAUCCAGACUGUCAACAGCAGCCAACACUGGACAGCUGGAGGAACCUCAGCAGCAAUGGAAGACAGUUUGCUGUAAUCUGGCUCUAAUUCAGGUCCAGGCCACAGUUGUAGGCUUCCUGGCGGCCCUGGCGGCCGUGAGUCUGGGUGGCGUGAGCAGAGGAAGAGUGGAUGUUCUUCACGCCGCCAUCCUGUGCGUUAGCAGCGUUACCACCGCAUUUGUUGCUGCGUUGGCUCUCGGUCUGGUGAUGGUGGCAGUGAUCGUGGGAUCCAGGAGAGUGGGCAUCAACCCAGAUAACAUAGCAACGCCCAUCGCGGCAAGCUUGGGUGACCUCAUCACUUUGUCUUUGCUUGCGGGCAUCAGCAGCUUCUUCCUGUUCUAUAGAGAUAUGUGGUACCUGCCUCCCGCAGUGUGUGGCCUUUUCCUGCUUCUUGUGCCAGUGUGCGUGUUCAUCGCCCGCCAGUCACCCCCCAUCCGAGAGGUCUUGAGGUCAGGCUGGCAGCCCGUUAUCUUGGCCAUGUCGGUCAGCAGUAUUGGCGGUCUGAUUCUGGAUAAGACGGUGAGCGAUCCAAACUUUGAGGGUAUGGCAGUGUUCACACCAGUUAUCAAUGGCGUAGGGGGAAACCUGGUAGCCAUCCAGGCCAGCAGAAUGUCGACUUUCCUGCACCGUUGGAGCGUUCCUGGAGCUCUACCAUUCAAAAUGACAAAGAACUGUCCAGGACCUUGUGCUACCUUCUGCUCCUCAGACGUGAAUUCCAAAUCUGCCAGAGUCCUUGUCUUCCUCGUCGUCCCUGGACACUUGCUCUUCUUAUACAUGAUCCACCUUCUCCAGGCCGGGCACACAGCCAUGACAGUCACCUUUAUUGUCUGCUAUCUGGCUGCAGCUCUGCUUCAGGUGCUGAUUCUGCUGUAUGUGGCCAACCUGAUGGUGAGGUGGCUGUGGCAGAGGGGCUUGGACCCAGACAACUUCUCCAUCCCCUACCUGACAGCUCUGGGGGACCUGCUGGGAACGGGUUUCUUGGCACUGAGCUUCAGACUCAUUUGGAAGAUCAGCUUUUGACGACCAUGCAAGACGGUGUUUUUAGCCUCGUGACGCCGGGAUAUGUUGCUUGGAUAGAUUCUACUGCAGAUAUUAGAUCAGGGGUGGGCAAACUUCGCAUUGAUUUAACAAAAUUGACGGGGGGGCCAGACAGAUAUUUUACACGUAACAGUCCAGCUGGAAUUAUUGUAUCUGUAAAAGUAUCAUGCAAUCUGCUUUAUGGGCACUUUGAGAUCAUUUAUUUGAUGUAAAGUGCGUUAUAAAUGUAUCAUAAUAAAUGUAUUAUUAUUUAUAUUAUUAUUAUUUAUUAUUAUUAAUUGUAUUAUUAUUAUUAUUAUAUGCUUGUGUCCCUUUUUUCAGGAGCACUUUGUAAACAACAGACCGCAUCAAAUAACGAAAUUAUUGUAUCUGUAAAAGUGUUAUGCAAUCUGCUAUAUGUGCACUUUGAGAUCAUUUAUUUGAUGUAAAGUGCAUUAUAAAUUUAUAAUAAUAAGAAUAAAUUUAUUAUUUAAUAUUAUUAUUAUUAUUAUUAUUAUGUGCUUGUGUCCCUUUUUUCACUUUGUAAACAACAGACCGCAUCAACUAACGAAAUUGAUAAAACCGCCAAACCAUGAAAAUGUCGUCUCAAGCCAUGAUGCCAGCUUGUAUGUUGACUUUAAAUGAAAUACUUUGGAAAGAACGGGCGGGCCAUAUUCAAACACUUGGCGGGCCGGAUGUGGCCCCCGGGCCGUAGUUUGCCCACCCCUGUAUUAGAAUAUGUAAGAAAAAUACAAAUAAAACCUACUUACCAGUUAAUUAUCAGUUGUCAUCUAGCGUAUUUCAAUAUGAAGGUAUGUUAACGAUAGUGGGUUUUGAAGUUUUUGUUGAAACGGUUCUGUGGACUACCCCGGUACACGUGGUCCUGAUAUGCAUGUGACAAAUUGUAGGAUUUUGCAUUAAGCCAACUCGACACGUUCAGGAAUUUUGACCCCUUUUGACCCAGUUUUGCAUGCCAGCGAGUACAUUUGUUGUAAAGCGGUGUGAAGUGUGUUUAAACUGGAGAACGGAACAUUUGGUUUAGAGUCGGACCCAG
This is a messenger RNA of Doryrhamphus excisus (bluestripe pipefish), 2984 nucleotides long. RefSeq names its product solute carrier family 41 member 1-like. Gene Ontology annotation, biological process: monoatomic cation transport. Lineage: Eukaryota; Metazoa; Chordata; Actinopteri; Syngnathiformes; Syngnathidae. Gene Ontology annotation, molecular function: monoatomic cation transmembrane transporter activity. Gene Ontology annotation, cellular component: plasma membrane. The record is from RefSeq and is a predicted model, not a curated record.